AUGGAGGGGGGCCACUGGGGCUCGCUCGACCUCCCGCACGGCCUGCCUUUGAUGCCGCCCGCCUGCGAACUGCCCACGCGGCCUCUGGAAGCCGUCGUCCACGAGUGGGGCGGCUCGGCAGUGCCAUGGGCGCGAGUGCUGUGCACGGGCGGCUCGGCCUUGGCCAACGCCUCGGAGGCGCUGCGGCAAUGCGGCUGGGCGGUCGUCAUGAUCAAGGAGCAGGCGCGGCCAGGGCGCGCGAUCUUCGGCGCGCUGCCUGGGCCUCGGCAGACAGCGGGACGACCUGAACGGCACGCAGGCCUGCAGGCAGUGCGCGCCAGUCCCUCGGUGGAGCUGAUCGCCACGGACCUGCAGGGAUUCGCCAUGGAGGGCGACAGCUGGCGCCCAGAGCUGGCGGGCCCGACGGGGCGGCACGCCAAGCUGCGGCGAAAUCUCCGCAAUGCUGUCGGAGACAAGACCCCGCCCAGGUUCCGGCGGCUGCCUGCCCACGAGGCGGUGGAGGCCGUCCUCGAUGACAGCUCCCUUGACCCCAUGCACUGGGUCGGAAACAGGUGGGCCGACUGGUUCGCCAAGCUGGGGGUCCAGGACUCCCUCCUCCCUGCAGGCUUCGCACGCGCCCUCGAGGUCAGGAUGCACGAGGCCGCGGCCAGAAGUCAAGCUUUCGACCACGUCUGCGUCCCCGACGAGCAGGGCGUCCGCUGCGUGCGGUGCAACGCCAGCGCCCGCACCGAGCACAGCAAGCGCUGGCUGGACUGCCAGCCCCGCAGGGCCACACCCCUGGCCCAGCUGCAGGCUGUGGCAGCGGCCAGCCCCCCUGCUCCUGAGCGGGGACCUGCAGAAGGGGCCACCAGUGUCGACCUGGAGAUGGGGAGUGCUGGAGGGCAGCCGCAGGAGCAGGACCAGGCUCCGGACUCCAGCUUGCGCUCGAAGGUGGCCUACCUCCUACAG
Messenger RNA from Prorocentrum cordatum, 948 nucleotides. NCBI's taxonomy places the organism in Eukaryota, Dinophyceae, Prorocentrales, Prorocentraceae. The record is from the annotation of a GenBank genome assembly.